Messenger RNA from Cornus florida, 2937 nucleotides. RefSeq names its product U-box domain-containing protein 52-like. Bases 1 to 2541 code for a protein of 846 amino acids. The transcript is spliced from 10 exons. Gene Ontology annotation, biological process: protein phosphorylation. Gene Ontology annotation, molecular function: ATP binding; protein kinase activity. Lineage: Eukaryota; Viridiplantae; Streptophyta; Magnoliopsida; Cornales; Cornaceae. The record is from RefSeq and is a predicted model, not a curated record.
AUGAAUAGGUUGGUAGCAGUGGCAAUAGACAAAGACAAAGGAAGCCAAUCUGCUCUGAAAUGGGCUGUUGAUAAUAUCCUCACCAAGGGCCAAACUGUAGUCUUGAUCCAUGUCAAUGUUAAAUCAUCCUCGUCGUCCGACAAACCGAAAAGAAUCACCUCAAUCUAUUUCCUGGGUGCAGGGUUGAACCAGAAUUCUGAUCUCAGUAAUCAAAAUGGAUCAGUAUGCAAAGAUUCUGAUACACUAAAUAAGGAACUCUUCCUCCCCUUCCGUUGUUUCUGCACCCGUAAAGAUAUAGAAUGCCAAAGCAUCGUACUAGAAGAUACAGAUGUAGCCAAAGCAUUAAUUGAAUUUGCUACUCGAUCAUCAAUAGAAGUUAUGGUUCUUGGUGCUUCCUCAAGGAAUGGUCUCUUCAGAUUUAAAGUGACAGAUAUUCCAGGCAGUGUAUUAAAAGGGGUGCCAGAUUUUUGUACCGUAUAUGUCAUCUCCAAAGGAAAGAUUGCAUCUACUCGAUCUGCCUCCCGCCUCGCCCCAGCUACCCGUAACCAAUUUCUGUAUCCAGACAGCAACAGAACAGACAUGUCUGAGGCAUCAGUAUCACCCACGAUUCGUUCGAAAGGAACACCAAGACCUCAACAUGAGCAAUCGCUGCAUAAGAUGCACCAUGACAUGGAAGGUAGUAUCAAGUCACCAUUCACUCACAGGAGAAACCAAAGUGGCAAACCAUAUGGGGAACUCCCGCCACCAGAUACAGAUAUAUCCUUUGUCAGCUCUGGCAGGCCAAGUGUUGAUCGGAUGUUUCCUUCCUUCUAUGACACCUUCGAAAUGGACCACACACCAAAGUCAAUCUUCUCAGACACAGAAAACCAUAGCUUCGAGUCGCUGCAGAUUGGACGCAGAUCAAUGGAUAUUGCCUCGCCACCUGAAUUGUCAAUAUCCUCGCAUGACAAUGAUAUAUCAUCUUCAUCACAGACAAUGGUAAGAUUAAAGACAUUUAAAAUCGACAAAUUUUCUCAUGGCAUCAAUAUCAUGUAUGCAUGUGUUCAUACAUUAAAAGAGUGCAAAUCCAUUGAUGCUCCACCUAGUGGAGUGUUCGGCAUGAGAAAUUUGGAGGCAGACCUUACCUUUGAUAUAAUUUUGCACAAAGUGGCUGCUAUGAUACUAGAACCCAUGACCUCCAGGGAAGACGUGGAAGCAGAAAUGAGAAGACUGAAGAUGGAACUCAAGCGAACAAUGGACAUGUACAGUACAGCCUGCAAAGAAGCACUAUCAGCAAAACAAAAGGCAAAGGAGCUCCAGCGCUGGAAAAUGGAAGAAGAGCAGAGAUUAGAAGAGGCAAGACUAGCUCAGGGAGCUGCACUGGCAAUCGCAGAGAAGGAAAGAGCUAAAUCCAAAGCAGCAAUUGAGCAUGCUGAAGCAUCUCAGAGGAUUGCGGAACUGGAAGCACAAAAGAGAAUUAAUGCUGAAAUGAAAGCACUAAAAGAAGCAGAAGAGAAAAAUAAGGUGCUAAAUUCUCUAGCAAAAUCGGACGUCAGAUACAGGAAGUAUGCAAUUGAGGAGAUCGAAGCUGCAACAAAUUUCUUCUCAGAAUCUCGUAAGAUUGGGGAAGGGGGUUAUGGGCCAGUAUACAAGUGUUAUCUGGACCACACACCCGUUGCAGUUAAGGUUCUCCGACCAGAUGCAGCUCAAGGAAGAUCACAGUUUAAUCAAGAGGUUGAAGUACUGAGCUGCAUACGGCAUCCUAACAUGGUUCUCCUACUUGGAGCCUGCCCAGAGUAUGGAUGCUUAGUCUAUGAGUAUAUGUCCAAAGGGAGCUUAGAAGACCGUCUCCUCCGGCGAGGAAGCACCCCGCCCAUCUCUUGGCAGCAUAGGUUCCGAAUUGCGGCUGAAAUUGGGACUGGCUUACUUUUCCUCCACCAGACCAAACCGGAGCCACUUGUGCAUCGUGACCUAAAACCAGCCAAUAUCUUGCUCGACAAUAACUACGUAAGCAAGAUUAGUGAUGUUGGAUUGGCAAGGCUCGUCCCUCCAUCUGUAGCAGAUACUGUUACUCAGUAUCGAAUGACAUCAACAGCUGGAACUUUCUGCUAUAUAGAUCCAGAAUAUCAACAAACGGGCAUGCUUGGUGUAAAAUCUGACAUAUAUUCCCUCGGCAUCAUGUUUCUACAGAUAAUAACAGCCAGACCACCAAUGGGUUUAACUCACCACGUUGGACGGGCUAUCGAGAAGGGGACUUUUGUUGAGAUGCUGGAUCCAGUGGUGCCUGAUUGGCCAGUUGAAGAGGCAUUGAGCUUCGCAAAGCUGGCACUCAAGUGUGCAGAGUUAAGACGGAAAGACAGACCAGAUCUGGGCAAGGUCAUCAUGCCAGAACUUGAAAGAUUAAGAGCAAUUGCUGAUGAGAACAUGCCUUACAACACAAUAUUUGGUAUUAGCAGUGCAACCCCCUCACCCAACCACAGCCAAGUUUCCAUGUCUCAAGAACAAUUGAGUUACCCGACACCUAUAAACAGCUCCAGAAGCCGUUCGAGCACAGGAGACUGACAGGUCAGGAAGCAAGCAUCAAUCAAGAAAUACUUUGUCCUAAACCUAUUAACAGCAAAACAACUUUUCUUUUCUUUUUUCUAUAAAAAAAAAAAAGGUAAAACUUAACAGCAAAGAGGAGCUCAUGACCCCUUUUCUUUUUGUUUAUGCAAGCUUUUUUCAAUUUCAGCCUGUACAGACAAUCAAGGUGAGGUGAAAAAGAUCAUCAGUAUACAUCUUUUUACUUUUUAUUUUUCCUUUCAUUAUGUAUUCAGUUAGCAGUCCUCUUUGAACUACAACUUCUUCCUUCAGCCUGACAUAAGACAAGCAUGCUGAAGGAGGUGGUAACAAAGAAAGAUAUAUAUAUAUAUACAUGUACAGUUUCCUGCAUAUAUUGAAAUUUUCAUAUUUGGAAAC